Messenger RNA from Solenopsis invicta (red fire ant), 2235 nucleotides. It is a transcript of the gene Patsas, whose product is annotated as probable protein S-acyltransferase 23. Gene Ontology annotation, biological process: protein palmitoylation. Gene Ontology annotation, cellular component: Golgi membrane. The record is from RefSeq and is a predicted model, not a curated record. The coding region runs from base 316 to 1965 and encodes 549 amino acids. The transcript has 9 exons. NCBI's taxonomy places the organism in Eukaryota, Metazoa, Arthropoda, Insecta, Hymenoptera, Formicidae. Gene Ontology annotation, molecular function: palmitoyltransferase activity; protein binding.
GUCGCGUGAGAAAAGUGCUUCUGCCUAUCUCUACUGCCGUCCUCUCUCGUCGUAGGAAUCCGGGCGGGCGUUUUAGGGAGGACAAACUGCGCUGCCAGGUGAGGCCCGGAAGACAUGGUUGGGCCCAAUGUCCCCUUGUGACUAACCGUCCCGGAGGGUGGAACGAUCGCCACGCAAGGCGCAUCCUUCAGAACGCCUUCCGAACACGAGCGUACAAAUACAGAACUCGCGACGCUGUGCAAGGUGUAUCCUGUGAGCCCUGUGGCAGGGCCCGGCGCGGCACGAUCCGUAUGGGAACUAAGCCCAGAUCCCGACAUGGUCGGGCAUCUAUCGAACAAUCCUAUAUCCGGCCACCAGAACCAUGGUUCCAGCAAGGACACGCGGCAGAGGCAUCGUCCUGACGAUAACAUCUACGCGGAUGAGGCUACCACUGGCCAGAGCCCCACCAAUGAGACCAAACAGAUCUUUGAACUGCUCAGGGCCAGCGAAAUCGAGGCGGUCGAGGAACUGGUCGAGAAGAAUGGGCUGAGCGUGCUUAGCGCGAGAGAUGAAUGGGGAUAUACACCUGCUCAUUGGGCUGCUUUGGACGGCAAUGUUGAAGUCAUGAGAUAUUUGAUAGAACGGAGCGGACCCGUCGAUCUACCAUGCCUCGGCACACAAGGACCCAGGCCAAUACACUGGGCUUGUAGGAAAGGUCACAGUGCGAUAGUACAAUUAUUAUUAAAGGCCGGGGUCGCGGUCAACACGGCUGACUUUAAGGGCCUAACGCCUCUGAUGACUGCCUGCAUGUUCGGUAAAUUCGCGACGGCCGCUUUCUUGUUAGGAUCCGGAGCGCAAGGACAUUUGACGGACAUAAAUGGCGAUACCGCCUUACAUUGGGCUGCGUAUAAAGGGCAUGCUGAAUUGAUCAAGUUGCUGAUGUACAGCGGAGUGGAUCUGCAAAAGCCCGAUUACUUUGGCUCGACGCCGCUCCAUUUGGCCUGUCUGUCCGGCAAUAUCAGCUGUGUUCGAAUUCUCUGUGAAAAGAGCAAGAUCGAGCUUGAGCCGCGCGACAAAAACGGCAAGACACCGCUUCAGCUGGCUAAAAGUCAUCGCCACUCUGAGAUCGUGCGCAUCCUGCAGGCGGAACACAAGCGCCGUGCCAGAUGGAUACCGCCCAUCAACGAGUUAUGGGCGCUACUGUUUGGCGGAGCGGGCAAUAGUAAAGGACCACUGCUGUUGUUCAUGAUAUCCGUCCUGCUGUGGGGCUAUCCGAUGUACCUGUUAAAAUGUAUUCCGUUAACAUGGAACCUUUUGCGAGGCAGUCAUUAUUGCUUCAUUUACUGGAAUAUCCUCAUGUGGAUUUCGUGGAUCGUGGCUAACAGAAGAGACCCCGGUUACGUACCGCAAAACAGCGAUGCCUAUUACAGGGCGAUAAAACAGAUUCCGUACUUUGACAAAUGGAAGAAGCGAAAUAUCCUACUGUCACGAUUGUGUCACAGCUGCAGAUGCUUCAGACCUCUCCGUGCUAAACACUGUAGAAUUUGCAACAGAUGCGUUACAUAUUUCGAUCACCAUUGUCCAUUUAUAUAUAAUUGCGUUGGCCUACGGAAUAGAAUGUGGUUCUUCCUGUUCGUUAUGUGCGUGGCGAUAAAUUGCUCUUUCACGUUAUAUUUCGCGUGUUACUGCAUCGCAAUUGAGGGAAUUCAACUCUUGUAUGUUUUGGGUGUAUUGGAGGCACUUGUCUUUUGCGGACUCGGCUGGAUUCUAACGUGUACCUCGGUCUUACACGCAUGUAUGAAUUUGACUACCAACGAGAUGUUUAAUUAUAAGAGAUACUCGUAUUUAAGGGACAAAAAGGGCAAAUAUUUGAAUCCUUUCAGUCGAGGACCCAUGCUUAACCUUAUUGAAUUUUUCCUCUGUCCGCCAGAUCAUCAGACAAACGAUCUUCAGCAUUAUCAUAUUCUUUCGGAAGAUAUCAUAUAAGAUUUGGGAUGUACGGAUCUCUGAAUAUCUAUCUCACGCACUGUCUCACACGAAAAAACGUCAAGCGCGAUCACUGCAUGUACAAUAAUACAUUAUUUUUUCAAGUUACAUGUACAUUUUUGCACAUAAAGAAUAUUAUUACCACUUACUAAAGAUUUUCAUAUUUCAUAGUUUAUAUCGCGCGAUAUUUUGCUGCCAGGGCACAAUCUUGCAAAAAUGUAGUUGAAAAUUUUAUAAGUUAAUAUUUCAAUAAAUACUUUGUAAAAUUGA